AAAACCCCUUAAAAAAAAACAGAACACAAAAAGUUAUUACAAAGAAGAAGAAACAAAGAUCAAUCAAUCACCUAUAUUGUUGAUCAAAAUGGAAGCUCAAAAUAUCUUUCUCUAUCUUUUGAUCGUCUUUCUAUCUCUACACUUCGUGUUUACAACUCUGAAAGGACGGCUGAGUCCCGCGAAUACACGGCGGCUUAUCCGCCUUCUCCAUAUCCCGAUCAAAUCUCCGGUCGCCGCUGCUAUUUUCGCUAGAAAAGACACCCGUGAGUUUCUUGAUUCAUCAAUCAAAUUAGUAAACGAAGAAGACGAUUUCGGUUUCAGUUUCGAUUUCAAACCGUACAUGAUCAGCAAAGCAGAGACAAUAAACAGAGCAUUAGAUGAAGCAAUUCCACUUAUUGAGCCACUCAACAUCCACAAGGCAAUGCGUUACGCGAUUCUCGCAGGCGGAAAACGUGUCAGGCCAAUACUCUGCCUAGCCGCUUGCGAGCUAGUCGGCGGGGAAGAGCGUUUAGCGAUUCAAGCGGCUUGUGCAGUUGAAAUGAUUCACACAAUGUCACUCAUCAAAGACGAUCUUCCUUGUAUGGACAACGACGAUCUCCGACGAGGGAAACCAACAACACAUAAAGUCUUCGGAGAAAGCGUAGCCAUACUCUCCGGCGGCGCACUUUUAGCUCUAGCUUUCGAGCAUUUGACGGAAGCUGACGUGUCAUCCAAGAAAAUGGUUCGAGCCGUUAAAGAAUUGGCUAAGUCUAUUGGAACGAAAGGACUCGUAGCGGGACAGGCGAAGGAUUUAAGCAGUGAAGGGUUGGAACAAAACGAUGUCGGAUUAGAGGAUCUUGAAUAUAUUCACGUUCAUAAAACCGGUUCGUUGCUUGAAGCAUCUGCGGUUAUCGGAGCGGUUAUAGGCGGUGGAACAGAGAAAGAGAUAGAGAAAGUGAGAAACUUUGCGAGGUGUAUCGGAUUGUUGUUUCAGGUGGUUGAUGAUAUCUUGGAUGAGACCAAGUCGUCGGAGGAAUUGGGAAAAACCGCCGGAAAAGAUAAGGUCGCCGGAAAGCUGACGUAUCCAAAAGUGAUUGGUGUUGAGAAAUCUAAGGAGUUUGUGGAGAAGUUGAAGAGAGAUGCGAGAGAACAUCUUCAAGGGUUUGAUUCUGACAAAGUCAAACCUUUGAUAGCUCUUACUAACUUCAUUGCCAACAGAAACCACUGAAAAUUGUUGUUUGCUAAACAAGUUACGUUAAGAUGUGAUAAUGUUGUCAAAAUAUAUAGUAACAGUGGAAUAUGAAUGUGACCAGCACAAACUAUAGAAGUUUCUUUAUUGAGAGCUUGUAGUUUCCAUUGUGCUUAGUAGCCAAAAUGAUUUCGUGUUUGAUAUGUCCUUUAUUUUUGUUGAAGGAUACCAACUUUGUAAUGAAACUAUACGGAGUUUCUAAUUUCAUCUUUCAC
Molecule: messenger RNA, 1443 nt
Organism: Arabidopsis thaliana (thale cress)
Lineage: Eukaryota; Viridiplantae; Streptophyta; Magnoliopsida; Brassicales; Brassicaceae
Gene: GGPS4
Product: geranylgeranyl pyrophosphate synthase 4
Exons: 1
Coding region: 89-1207 (372 amino acids)
Biological process (GO): geranylgeranyl diphosphate biosynthetic process; isoprenoid biosynthetic process; geranyl diphosphate biosynthetic process
Cellular component (GO): cytoplasm; endoplasmic reticulum
Molecular function (GO): dimethylallyltranstransferase activity; prenyltransferase activity; (2E,6E)-farnesyl diphosphate synthase activity
Source: RefSeq, marked reviewed